Molecule: messenger RNA, 615 nt
Organism: Lodderomyces jiufengensis
Lineage: Eukaryota; Fungi; Ascomycota; Pichiomycetes; Serinales; Debaryomycetaceae
Exons: 2
Coding region: 1-615 (204 amino acids)
Source: RefSeq, a predicted model, not a curated record
AUGUCAACUUAUGAAGAGGAGCAUAAUAUAUCUCCCUCUCAAAAUCCUGAAAGAGGUAGAAAUCAUCAAACAUUAAGUAGAAUAAUAGACUCAUUCAUACAUCAAACUCCAAAUUCUAACAAUCAAAGUCAAAACCAUUCCCAUCUAAUUGAUUCAAAUAAUAUAGCAUCAACAACAUCAAUAGAAUCAUUAACAGCAGCAUUAAAUCAAUUACGUACCCUUGAACAUUCAGAUAUUGCAAAUUCUUUAAUUAAUAUUUUAGAAAAUGAACCAAAACAUGAAGGUGUUAAUUCAGAAUUUUUAGAUACAUUAGAACGUAUUCCAAUCAAUCAAUUAUCAAAUGAAGAAUUUUGUCCAAUAUGUACUAAUAAAUUUAAAGAUGAUAAAUAUCCUUUAGUUGUAAAAUUACCAUGUGGACAAAAAAGAAAACAUUAUUUUGAUUUAGAAUGUAUAUCUCCUUGGUUAGUUCAAAAUAGUACUUGUCCAAUGUGUAGGACAAAUGUAUUAGAAUUUGAAAAAAAUAGAAGAAAACUUAUUGAUGAAGAGAUUAAAAAAGCUAAAGAAGAAGAUUCUGAAGAAGAAUUAGAAGAAGAAGGAUGGGAUAUUUAUGGAUAG